Penicillium cosmopolitanum is the source of this 201-nucleotide messenger RNA. RefSeq lists its product as uncharacterized. NCBI's taxonomy places the organism in Eukaryota, Fungi, Ascomycota, Eurotiomycetes, Eurotiales, Aspergillaceae. The transcript has a single exon. The record is from RefSeq and is a predicted model, not a curated record. Bases 1 to 201 code for a protein of 66 amino acids.
AUGGACGGUUCUCUUCGCCCUAUUGAACAAACUUUGUUCUGCAUGGUCUUGCACCAGUCAUCGCAUUUCAUGGAAUAUGCAUUCCUACGCGGCCGACCUCAACACUGCUCCUAUGCCGCCUUCUCGCUGGGUGCCUUGUAUCACCAUAUGGUACAAAGUGAACAUUCGCGCGAACAACAGCAGUCUGAUAAACUUGGUUAA